Messenger RNA from Moneuplotes crassus, 1569 nucleotides. The record is from the annotation of a GenBank genome assembly. Lineage: Eukaryota; Ciliophora; Spirotrichea; Euplotida; Euplotidae.
UUAAGAUUGAAUCCUGAAUUGUGACUCUAUAUCCAAAAUUUAUCAUCGGAUCUGAAUAGUUACUUAUAGUUAACAAUGGCAAGUUUAAAGAGAAAUACGAAAGCGAUUUUCGGGAAAUCUCGAGAUGUAUCAACUGAAAGUCUCAUCUCAUCUGCUCCCAUGGAUAAAAGGAUUAGACCUACUUCUCAAUUCGAGAUUUUUGAGUACUAUUCUCGAAGAUCUUCAACAUGGUACAACAAAAAGCACUUUCUGAGGAAGUCUGUUCAAAGAUUUCAUAAGUUUACCAUCAUCAAAGAGCCAAUCAGAGAUUAUUACAACAUUGGUCAAGUGAUUGGAAGUGGUAGAAAUUCUCUGGUGAAGGAGGCUUCGAGUAAAGUCGACCCAGCCAUGAAAUUCGCAAUCAAAGUCUAUAAGUUGAAAGAUUGUGAAGAUUAUUCACUCUCGAUUUUCCAAGAGAUUUGAUGUCUGAAUAAACUAGACCAUCCAAAUAUAGUCAAGCUUCAUGAAGUUUACUUUGAAGGAAACAAGAUUUACCUUGUUAUGGAUUUGGUUGAAGGGACUUCCCUCUAUGAUUACAUCAAUAACCAUGAUGAGCUUGAAGAGGAGGAGAUCAGGAAUGUUGUUAACCAGCUCCUGAGGACAAUCAAGUACAUGCAUUCAUGUAAAAUUGUGCAUCGAGAUGUGAAUCUAGAUAACGUCAUUUUUAAUCCAGACACAUGUCAAGUUCGGGUCAUCGACUUUGGCUCUUCAUGAUAUUUUUCUGAAGAACAGGAUAUGAAAGAUAAGGUUGCAACUCCAUAUGCUAUAGCUCCUGAAGUCUUGACAGGGAGCUAUAAUAAAGAGUGUGACCUCUGGGGAGUAGGGAUUAUUGCUUAUGCUCUAUUUUCAGGGUAUCUUCCCUUUAGAGGAAAUACAUCCUCUGCAAUUUACAAAGAAGUCUUAUGAAAAGAGUUAGACUUCACUUUAAAGCCCUGGUCUUUGAUUGCUUAUGAGGGAGGCCAGUUCAUAGAGAGUCUUUUGGAUAAAGACCCUGAGAGGAGAGCUACAGUUGAUUAUGCUCUUAAUCACUCUUUUAUUAAAAAUCCAGAGAGUCACAAAGUUGAAUAUGACGAAUGCUUAUUGGAGAAAUUGUUGUACUUUGAGAACUCAAUUCUCCUUAAGAAGGAAAUCAUUAACUUAGCAAAGAUUAAGAUACAGCCGCAUGUACUAGCUAAGCUAGAUCAAACAUUCCUCAGCCUUGACCCUAAUUGAGCUGGACUUAUUGAUUUAAAGCAACUGAGAACAGGGUUCUACUGCAUUGGACUUGAUCUAAAUCGAUCUUAUCUUUCAUAUUCAGGGUUCUUAGCCAUUGCUAUUGAUUUGGAUAAUGAUGAAAUAGAGAGUACCUUGAAACACUUCAAGGUAGAUGAGGAUGAUCUUGACCAGACUAUUGACAGCUUUAUCAGAAUAAGAUCUCAUAGCGAAAGUCAUCUCAAACUUAGAAAUGAAAUCAAAGAUGCAUUCCAAGAACCUUCUUGUUCAAGGGAGAAGGACUUGUUUAGUCAUCUUAUCGUAAAGGAUGCCUCCUAA